Malaclemys terrapin pileata is the source of this 4534-nucleotide messenger RNA. RefSeq names its product tripartite motif containing 8 (gene TRIM8). The transcript has 6 exons. NCBI's taxonomy places the organism in Eukaryota, Metazoa, Chordata, Testudines, Emydidae. The coding region runs from base 2023 to 3684 and encodes 553 amino acids. The record is from RefSeq and is a predicted model, not a curated record.
CGUACCCCCCCCCCCUGCACCUGGGAUGUGACAGCCUGUUUCUGGAGCUGCCCAUUGACUAUGGCCCCGUAGCUGUCAGGAGACCUUAUUCCUUCUGUAUGGCCCAGCCUAGGGGAGCCGCUGCCCCGGUCGCCUUCCCCCCGGCGGGCGUGUGACAUCGGGGCGAGCCCGCUUGGGUUGUGGCUGUUUCGUGGUGUGUGUGUGGGGGGGGUUUCUUUUUCUUUUAAUUUUGUAGGAGUCGGUUUAUUUCCCCCCCACCUCCCCCUGCGUGUGGCAGAGACUCCGGGGGGAGAGAAGAGAGAGCCUUGAAACCAUUGUGUUGCCAGACUAUUUUUGUAUGAUUCUGGGGGCGUAGGGAGGAAAAGAAGAGACGUCUAUUUUUAUUAAAGAGAUUAUUUAAAAAAAAAGAAAAGAAAAAGAAAACCAAGAUGGCUGGAGGUGGCCGUGAUGAGCGUGUUGGCUUUUUUUUUUGAUCUGAUGAUAAAGCCAAAAGACAACAGCAGCUGGUGCUACACAGACUCGAUUUGGAGUUUCCCCUCCUUAAACUGACACAUCAGGCGCAUACUUUACAGGGUGGUGCCGUCUACCAGAUCGAUUCUUUUUUAUUGUUUUUAUUACUUUUUUUUUUUAAUCUACCCUUCUUUCUCUGGUGGCUCUAUUUUUAAAAUCCAAACUGAGAGAGGCAACUCAAAAUGGCUGAGAAUUGACUAGAUCCUGCUGGAAUUGUACAUUUCAGCCGUCUUCUUUCAGCUUCUCCCUCUCACCCCCUUUUUGCAGGCUGGAUCUGAAAGGAGAAAUAGCUUUCAUGUCAGAGAGAAAACAGAGAAGAGAAGGAAAAGGAGGGGGAAGGGCUCUUCAUUAGCAGUUGAGAAAUUCCUUUUCAGUUUGAUCAAGGCAUGCUUGUUUUCCUACCAGCGACCCAGCUCUCUCCCAAAUAUUGAGCUUCUGUUUUGUUUUAUUAUUUCUCCUUUUGGAUGUUUUUACCUUGAAUCAGAAUCUCUCCAGAUCCUGAAACAAGAUUUUCAUUUUCUAAACCUGUUCCCUAGUGAGAAUUUAGAGCACAGGUUGAUUUUUGUUUCAUGGGCCUUUUCCCCCCCCCCCCUCUCCCGAACCUUUUUUCUUCUUCUUUCGUUCUCAUUCCUGUCUGUGAAAGGAGGAAGGAACAGGGAGCGUUCCUUUGGCUCUGGGCUGGAAUUUCAUCUGAAUGAUUGACCCAUCUUCCCACUGUAUUCUUCCGUCCAAGAUCUCACUAUUCCAAAGCAACGGACAGAAUUUUUUUUGCUGCUCAGCUGGGUUAGAAGAAAAUCUUUGGGGCAGUUGAAAGAAUCCAGUUAGUUGUUUCAUUGGUUUUUAAUCUUCCAUUUGGAUCUUAACUCUGUUUUUUUUUUUUUUUUUUUUUUUUUUUUUUUUAAGACUAAUUCCUAGCUCCCCUCAGGGAGAAAAGGAAGGGGGGGAAAAAAACGGAGACAGUCUAUUCUCUUAGGCUUCUGACCAGGUUGGUGGACAAAAGUCCCUUUAAAAUAUUGAAUGUCAGUUGCAAACCGAAGACAAGAAAAAUCAAAUCCGGAGUUCUAAAUUUAGGAGGUUUUUAUAGAACUUGGACUCUGCUACUGGAUUUUGUAUGGAUUUUUUUUUUUCCAACCUUCAGUAAGUUUCGAUUCACCUUCCGGAAUCAAAAGAAACAAAACUGCUCCUAAGAGUUGUUAAAAUUGUGGGCUCUAAACCCUGAAAGCUUCUGUGUUUUUUUUUUUUUUUUUUUUUUUUUCAACUGACACUGGCCCUUAAUCAAAUCAUAUAUAUACAUUUUGUUAGUGUUUGAGUUUCGUAGAACUCUGCUCUGUAGGUUAUUUUACUUUGAAUUUUAGGAUAGACUGUAGUUUUUAUUUUUUAUUAUUAUUAUUUUAUUUUUCAAUAGCAGUUUUCCGGCAGACUUCCCACUGCAGGGGGAAGAGCCCACUCUCCAGCUGCAUCUGUAGAUCAAACUGAAAUAGUAAGAGAGAGAUUAUAAAUCUAUCCGUAGAAAUGGCUGAAAAUUGGAAGAACUGUUUCGAAGAGGAACUUAUAUGUCCCAUUUGCCUGCAUGUCUUUGUGGAACCCGUUCAACUUCCUUGUAAGCACAAUUUCUGCAGGGGCUGCAUAGGGGAGGCGUGGGCCAAAGAGACUGGGUUAGUGCGCUGUCCGGAAUGCAAUCAGGCCUACAACCAGAAACCCAACCUGGAGAAGAACUUGAAACUGACCAACAUUGUGGAAAAGUUCAACUCCCUCAACCUGGAGAAGACCCCCUCGGUCUUGCAUUGCGUCUUCUGCCGCAGGGGCCCCCCGCUGCCCGCCCAAAAGAUCUGUCUGAGGUGCGAAGCCCCCUGCUGUCAAUCUCACGUGCAGACGCACCUGCAGCAGCCCUCCACGGCCCGGGGGCACCUCCUGGUGGAGGCGGACGAUGUCCGGGCCUGGAGCUGCCCCCAACACAACGCCUACCGACUGUACCACUGUGAAGCGGAGCAGGUCGCCGUGUGCCAAUUCUGCUGCUACUACAGCGGGGCCCACCAGGGCCAUUCGGUGUGUGACGUGGAAAUCCGGCGUAACGAGAUCAGGAAGAUGCUGAUGAAGCAGCAGGACCGCCUGGAGGAGCGGGAGCAGGACAUCGAGGAGCAGCUCUACAAGCUGGAGUCGGACAAGCGGCUGGUCGAGGUAGAGAAGGUGAGCCAGCUGAAGGACGAGGUGCGCCUGCAGUACGAGAAGAUGCACCAGCUCCUGGACGAGGACCUGCGCAAGACCAUGGAGAUCCUGGAAAAGGCCCAGGCCAAGUUCUGCAACGAGAACGCGGCCCAGGUGCUGCACCUCAACGAGCGCAUGCAGGAGGCCAAGAAACUGCUCAGCUCCGUCCAGGUCAUGUUCGACAAGACCGAGGACAUCAACUUCAUGAAGAAUACCAAGUCCGUGAAAAUCUUAAUGGACAGGACCCAGAACUGCACGGGCGGCAGCCUGCCGCCUCCCAAGAUUGGCCACCUCAACUCCAAGCUCUUCCUGAACGAGAUCGCCAAGAAGGAGAAGCAGUUGAGGAAGCUGCUGGAAGGUCCCUUCAGCACCCCGGUCCCAUUCCUACAGAGCAUCCCCAUGUACCCGUGCCCUAGCGUCAGCAACUCCGGAGCGGAGAAACGCAAGCACUCCGCGGCCUUCCCUGAAGGCAGCUUUCUAGAGCCAUCGUCCGGGACUGUGGCUAGCCAGUAUAUGAGCCAGGGGGCUUCCGCUGGCGAGGGCCAGUCCGCACAACCCAUGGUGCCUUGUAGCUCCACGCAGCACAUUGUCGGACUGCCCAGUGGCCCGCAGCCAGUCCACUCUGGUUCGGUCUUCAACCCGUCUCACUAUCCCAAUAGCACGUCAUCUCAGCAGUCUGUGCUAUCCCAGUACGGCGGGCGCAAAAUCCUGGUGUGCUCAGUGGAUAACUGUUACUGUUCCUCGGUGUCCAAUCACAGCGGGCACCAGCCGUACCCCAGGUCGGGUCACUUCCCCUGGACAGUCGCUUCGCAGGAGUACUCCCACCCGCUUCCCCCUGCUCCGGCUGUACCUCAGUCGCUACCCGGACUUGCCGUGAGGGAAUGGAUUGACGCAUCCCAGCAGCACGGGCGGCAGGAUUUCUAUAGAGUCUACGGCCAGCCUUCCACCAAACACUACGUCACCAGUUAACCAUCAGACUCCCCAGAGAGUGUUGUUAAUUACACAGUCGGAGAUAAAAAUCCAGUUUUCUUGCUUUCUUUUUAAAUCGCACCCAAUUUUCUUCCUUCCCACCUCUGCGGAAUUUGGGAGGCCCUUUUCUCUCAUCUCUCUCUUUUUUUAAUAUUGGUUUUUAAUUUAAUUUUUUCAAAAUUCCUCCCUUCGCUGGAAAAAGAUGAGGACGAAAUUAACGAGAAGAAAUUAAUGAGGUUUUUCAAUCAGACAUCUGGUUUCGAAUUUCACACGUACUUACUACUUUUUCUGGUUUGGAAAACUUAGAGGGAUGGUGGCUCCUUUUCUAUUUCAGUGUCUGUGGGUCCUUUUUGGUUUGGUUAAUUUUUAUUUUUUCCUUCCCUUUAAAAAGAAAAAAAAUUCUAUCAUUGAUUCAGUAAGAAACGAUACUUGUAGAUUUUUGGGUUUGUUUUUUUUUAAAACAAGACUCAUCUUUUUUUUGUGUGUGUGUGGAAAGGCCACUUAUCAUGCAUCCUGGCAUUUUUUUAUUUCCUUCUUUCGGAGAUUUGUAAAUACACAAUGGCAGGAGAUUUAAUGCACAAACAAACAAAAACAAAAAAAAAAGGGAAAAGAAACUUUAAAAAAAAAAAAAAGAAUAAAUAAGAAAAAAUAUUUCUGUUUUAGUUUCCGGGGGGGGGAAGCGUCGCCAAGUUGCACACGCCCCUUCCCGUGUAUCGCUGAUGCAACUUCCUGUAACAAGCACUUUGUAUAAAAAAAAAAAAGUGGACUUCCUGCUAUAAGGCACAGGUAUUUAUUCUGUAACCAAUUUUAGAACACAAAAAAAAAUAUUCAAAUAAAUGUGAUCACUUAG